Messenger RNA from Stylonychia lemnae, 723 nucleotides. NCBI's taxonomy places the organism in Eukaryota, Ciliophora, Spirotrichea, Sporadotrichida, Oxytrichidae. The record is from the annotation of a GenBank genome assembly.
AUGGCUGUGCUAUCUAGCUCCUUAAUUGGAGUAGAUGCCAGAAAAAGACUCCAAGAAGUCAGAGUUCCUAAAAAGGAUGUUGCCCUUAAGAACACUAGACGUUUAAUGAGUCCAAAAGUCAGUGAUGAUUGCGGUUGCCUUACUUUAUUAGACAGCAGUUUAUGUUUAACAAUGACAAGCCCUAUGAUUAAAGCAGGAUGGCAAUUCUAUCAAUCUUACUCUACUGGUAAUCCAUGGAUCAUUAGAUUUAGACCAAAUGUUGAAUCGCAGGCUAAUAUUCAAACUCAACUAACUGUCAAAAAGACAUACUACAAUGAGUUGACACUAACAGUUGACUCCUUCAGAGCGAACGUUUUCGGUGAGAUUGCUUUUUGGUAAUCUGGAAGCAUUUGCUUGAACACUGGCUAUGAAAUUGAAGCAAUCUUAGUUACAGCUCAGACAGCAAUGAAAUUCUAUGAUUGCUAUAGAGCCAUCAUCUACACUCUAUUCAACUGGGAUCAGUACAAGACAGUUGACUUUAUGAACUUUUUCGAUACAUGCUCAUUCUCAGAUGCAGAGCAGUUGACUCUUAAAGAAUGGGAUUUGAUUAAUGCUGAUAAAAUUAAGUAUUUGACUGGUGAUGGAACUGAAACUAACUGCUUCCCAACUAAUCUAAUUAACAAGGACCUUACAGAUUUCGCUCUAAACUUUAUUGCUCCAAUACUUAAUCCUGUAUCAGUUUGA